AUGGAGUGGGUCAAUGAGACGCUGGUGAGAGAGUUUGUCUUCCUCGGCUUCUCCUCUCUAGCCGGGCUGCAGCGGCUGCUCUUUGUUGUCUUCCUGCUCGUCUACCUGUUCACUCUGGGCACCAACGCCGUCAUCAUUUCCACCAUUGUGCUGGACAGAGCCCUGCACACCCCCAUGUACUUCUUCCUUGCUGUACUCUCCUGCUCUGAGACUUGCUACACCUUCGUCAUUGUACCCAAGAUGCUGGUGGACCUGCUGGCCCAGAAGAAGACCAUCUCCUUCCUGGGCUGUGCCAUCCAGAUGUUCACCUUCCUCUUCCUAGGCUGCUCCCACUCCUUCCUGCUGGCAGCCAUGGGUUAUGAUCGCUACGUGGCCAUCUGUAACCCUCUGCGCUACACGGUGCUCAUGGGGCAUGGGGUGUGUGUGGGACUAGUGGCUGCUGCCUGUUUCUGUGGCUUUACUGUUGCACAGAUCAUCACAUCCAUGGUGUUUCACCUGCCCUUCCACUCCUCCAACCAACUACACCACUUCUUCUGUGACAUUUCUCCUGUUCUCAAGGUGGCAUCUCACCAUACCCACUUUUGUCAGAUUGUCAUUAUCACGCUCUGUGCAUUGGUCUUGGUUAUCCCCCUGUUACUGAUUUUGGUAUCCUAUGUUCACAUCAUCUCUGCCAUACUUCAAUUUCCUUCCACAUUAGGCAGGUACAAAGCUUUCUCUACCUGUGCUUCUCACCUCAUUGUUGUCAUUGUCCAUUAUGGCUGUGCCUCCUUUAUCUACUUAAGGAUUAAGUCCAACUACUCCUCAAGCCAGGAUGCUCUCAUAUCAGUAUCUUAUACUAUCCUAACUCCAUUGUUCAAUCCAGUGGUUUACAGCUUGAGAAAUAAAGAGUUCAAAUCAGCUCUUCAAAGAGUUGUGGGAAGAACAAUUUCUCUGCCACAACAUUAA
Messenger RNA from Camelus dromedarius (Arabian camel), 945 nucleotides. RefSeq names its product olfactory receptor 10K2. The record is from RefSeq and is a predicted model, not a curated record. Gene Ontology annotation, cellular component: plasma membrane. Gene Ontology annotation, biological process: detection of chemical stimulus involved in sensory perception of smell; G protein-coupled receptor signaling pathway. The coding region runs from base 1 to 945 and encodes 314 amino acids. The transcript has a single exon. NCBI's taxonomy places the organism in Eukaryota, Metazoa, Chordata, Mammalia, Artiodactyla, Camelidae. Gene Ontology annotation, molecular function: G protein-coupled receptor activity; olfactory receptor activity.